UUAUUUUUACUCUUUUUUUUUAGCAGUUUGUAAUCGUAUUCAUACAAUUCGAAUCAUAUUAAUACAUAGAAUGGAUACUACAGACGAAAUAGAUUUAAAAUUACUUUUCAAAUAUCCUCUAAUGUCUAAAACUGAAUACGAGGAUUCAAUAAUUUUCAAAGGAUUGAUUGAAAUUAACAAUGAAGAUUUCGAAAUUAUUGUCAAACAAACUUUACAAAAUAAAUUUAUUUUGCUAAAAAAUCUCGAUUUUGUAGAUCAACAAGUUAUAAACAAUAUACAAGAAACAGCUUCAGAUAUAGUAACGUUUCUAGAUUUUAUUGAAAAGCAUAUUUCUACUAAAGUACUUUCAAAAGUACCAUUAAAUAAUUGUGAUAUUUACAAACAAAUUUUAUACGAAUAUUCAGAAUUUUCAAAUUAUUACCUUAAUUUGAAAGACUGUUAUCUAGCGUACGAUUUAAGUAAAAUUACUGCAACUAUGGUGGAUGAAUCGAAUAGAGAACAUAAAAUCGAAAUAUACGUUAAUUAUAAUGAUAAAAAGAAUAUUUUCGAAAUAAUUGAAUAUGAUUUACCUUGUGGUCGAGAUAAAUUCCAAAAAUCAUCAAAUUUGAAAAUGGUGUAUAAUCAAUUUAUACAAAUCGUCGAAAGUUUGCAAUUAUAUUUCAACCUAAUGGAAGAUUUUGACAAAAGUUGCCACAUUUUAGAUCCUAUACCUCAAAAUAGAAGGUACAACUAUAGGAGAAUUUGGUUAGAUGAGACUGUUUCAAUUAUAAUAACCGUGGAUCCGUUUUGUCUCUGUGCUCUACCUAAUAUUGUAUUUCUAGGUCCUGAAAGGAUAGUAGAAGCAUAUAGAUCGACGAUGAACAAGAAUUUAGAAAAUUGGGAUCCUACCAAUUACAUUUUUUCAGAAAUACUCAAAUUAAUAGGUUUAGAAAAGUUUCCAGUGAAACAAUUUGAUCAACCCAGAGCAGAUGGGCUUCUAGUUGAUGUAGGAGAAUGCAGCAUUUGCUUCUCGUAUCGAUUGGCUGAUAAUUUACCCGAAAUAGUCUGUAAAAACGAAUACUGCAGUAACUGUUAUCACAUUGCUUGCUUAUAUGAGUGGUUAAUGUCGGUAAAUGCAAGAAGAUUCUUCUCAGAAGUAGUAGGAAGUUGUCCGAAUUGUGAAAAGAACAUUUCCUGUCCGAUCCCGAAUUAACAGGACUGUGAAGAUACCACAUUAAUACUAAAACAAAUAUUUACACUCCUAAAAAUACUCCAAUUUUAUUCAUCCUGUAUAUAAAUAGUAAAAAAAAUAUUAUACACAUUAAUGGAUA
Messenger RNA from Diorhabda sublineata, 1310 nucleotides. RefSeq names its product E3 ubiquitin-protein ligase FANCL (gene Fancl). The coding region runs from base 71 to 1192 and encodes 373 amino acids. Gene Ontology annotation, biological process: protein monoubiquitination; interstrand cross-link repair. The transcript is spliced from 5 exons. The record is from RefSeq and is a predicted model, not a curated record. Gene Ontology annotation, molecular function: ubiquitin protein ligase activity. Lineage: Eukaryota; Metazoa; Arthropoda; Insecta; Coleoptera; Chrysomelidae. Gene Ontology annotation, cellular component: nucleus; Fanconi anaemia nuclear complex.